Messenger RNA from Aspergillus luchuensis, 2790 nucleotides. RefSeq names its product trehalose-6-phosphate synthase. Lineage: Eukaryota; Fungi; Ascomycota; Eurotiomycetes; Eurotiales; Aspergillaceae. The record is from RefSeq and is a predicted model, not a curated record. Gene Ontology annotation, biological process: trehalose biosynthetic process. Gene Ontology annotation, molecular function: catalytic activity. Bases 1 to 2790 code for a protein of 929 amino acids. Gene Ontology annotation, cellular component: alpha,alpha-trehalose-phosphate synthase complex (UDP-forming); cytosol. The transcript is spliced from 3 exons.
AUGACGGUCUUCAUUGCCUCACUCUUUCUCCCCUAUACCAUUGACUUUCAAGCUACCGAGUUGCGACAUGCUCGGCGCAAGUCAUCCAGUAGCUCUUCUCGCGGAGAGGGCCGAAUCAUAGGGCGACUAGCAGACACCAACAGGAAGCACCAUUCCAAGAGCAUAAGUCUGUCGCUAACUCCUGGCGCCACCACCGACGAUGAAAGGAUCUUCAAGCCCUAUGUCUCGCGCGCUGCAGGUGAAAUUCCGGCUGCAGAUGAUCCCAACGGCCCAGGCCCUAGCGAACCUCGUACCGUUUCCUGGGGCCAGAGCCGUAAGUUCAAUCAGCCGCGCUUAAAGACUUCUCUUCACCCGGGUCCCUCCAUCCUGAGCCGGCCUGGGCCAGGGGAUGAUGUGGACAACCCGCCCUAUCUGGAUGGUCCUGUAGAUGUAUUGAGCUCGGAAGAAGAACACGGGAGUCCCCGUGCUUUGCUCUCUGAGCUUGACUGGGUUGUCAAGGCAGCUGAACAGGGCAAUGGUGGCUUGCGGAACGCCAUCAAUGCUGCCGAAGAAGCAGGCAUGUUGACGGACAAGAUGUGGGUGGGCACAUUGGGUAUGCCUACGGACUCAUUGAGAGACGGCACGCGUGCCAGUAUCUUCGAGACGCUGGAAGAUGAAUACGAGUCGCUUGCUGUGUUUGUCCGCGACAGCGAAUUCGAAGGUCAUUACACCCACUUCUGCCGGGCUGUCCUGUGGCCUGCUUUCCACUAUCAGAUGCAGGAAAGCCCGCGACACACGGAGUACGACGAUUACUCCUGGAAGCAGUAUGUCAAAGUCAACGAGGCAUUCGCAAAAAUCAUUGCUGCAUACUGGCGUCCUGGUGACAGCAUCUGGGUACAUGACUAUCACCUUCUGCUUCUUCCGGGAAUGCUCCGGGAGAGGCUGCCAAAGGCAGAAAUCGGCUUCUUCAUGCAUACUGCAUUUCCCUCGUCGGAGAUCUUCCGCUGCCUGAACGCUCGAGAGGCACUGCUGAAAGGGCUUCUCGGUGCGGAUCUGAUUGGUUUUCAGACGGAAGAGUACUGCUAUCAUUUUCUCCAAUCUUGCAUUCGCCUGUUAAGGUUGGAAGUCUCCGUUGAUGGCGUACAACUCGACCGACGAUUCGUCCAUGUGAAGAAUAUGCCCAUCGGUGUUGACGUCAAAUCGCUCGACGCGCUGCGCAGGACUACACAUGUGAAGGAUUGGAUCGCCAAUAUCACCUCUCGAUACAAGGGAAAACAUUUGAUCGUUGCUCGUGACAGGCUCGAUGCUCCGGGUGGUAUCAAGCAGAAGCUUCUCGCUUAUGAACUUUUCCUGAAGAAGUACCCUAAGUGGAGGGAAAAGGUGGUCCUUGUUCAAGUCGCUUCGGCUUCUGAGCUGCCUGAAUUGGAAGCUCAAGUUUCGAAAAUUGCCAUGAGGAUAAACUCGGUGUACUCCAGCUUGACUCAUCAGCCCCUGGUACUCCUGAGACAGGAUAUCAGUUAUUCCCAGUUCUUGGCCCUCAUGAGCGUGGCGGACAUCUUCAUGGUCACCAGCCUUAGGGAAGGCAUGAACCUUAGUAGCCACGAUUACAUUCAUUGUCAGGAUGGAAUUCUGGCAUCUCAGCGUCAUGGCUCUCUUAUUCUGAGCGAGUUUACAGGGAGCGCUUCCCUCUUCAGUGGGCACGAACUUCUGGUUAACCCUUGGGAUUACAAAGAGGUUGCCGAUGCGAUUAAUAAGGCGCUUUCCAUGACGCCCGAGCAGAAGGAGCGGAACUGGCAGUUCUUGCUUGAAAAGCAAACCCCUCACACAGCGAUCGCAUGGUUCAACUCAUUCCACACCGCUCUGACUAAUGCACACAGCACGCAGCUAUCUCGUGAACUCAGCCAGGUGUCCCUUCUGUCUGUCAAGGCCGUGAAGGAGGCGUAUGACAAUUCCAGCUCACGCCUUUUCUUCUUGGAAGACGACGGCAUCAUUGCUCCUCAAAACGGAUCUUCAACUGACCUAAUCGCUCUGCUCGAGCGCUUGCUAGCAGAUCCCCAGAAUAUUGUUUAUGUGACGAGCAGCAAGAGUCCGGAGCAGCUUGACUCAGCCUUGGAGGCACUCUCUACCAAGGUGGGGUUGAUCGCCGAGAAUGGCUGUUUCAAGCGCGAAGUCGGCUCAUACACUUGGAAAACGCUAGUAGACAUGGAAAAGGCUAAGGACUGGCGGAACGGCAUCCGCAAAGUGAUCCAGUAUUACCAUGAACGAACUGAAGGAAGUGAGAUGGAGGAGCGUCGUUGUCUCAUGAACUUCUGCUACGAGCAUGCGCAUGAUCCGGAGAUCGCCGGGCGCCAGGCCUCGAGCCUAGCAGAUCAGAUCAACGGCACACGGGGAAGCGAAGCCAUCCGCGUGGUCCUCAGCCAGGGCGCCGUGAGUGUCGAGCCUCUGGACGUGUCCAAGGCCAAAGCAGCCGAAUCCGUCCUGCGGCAGUUACCCCGCACGCCGGAUUUCGUGUUCGUCGCCGGGGGUGCGCGUGGCGACGAAGCCCUUUUCCGCUGGGCUAAUCGCCUGCAUGCUGAACAGAUGAUCCCCAGCGUGACCACCCUGACCGUGGGCUCUCACGCCACGGAGGCCAAAGCCGUGCCUCCCGGUGACAUGAGCAUGGCCGAUAUCGUAGACGCUUUUACUUCUCGGCCGAUGACAAACGGCAUGUCCAACGGACACACCAACGGACACUCCGCUGAGGAUACUAAUGGGCAAGCAAAUGGUCACCACCCCGAGGUAAAUGGCGUCAAUGGAGAAAGCCAUGACUGA